Molecule: messenger RNA, 815 nt
Organism: Schistocerca nitens (vagrant locust)
Lineage: Eukaryota; Metazoa; Arthropoda; Insecta; Orthoptera; Acrididae
Product: elongation factor 1-beta'-like
Exons: 4
Coding region: 88-759 (223 amino acids)
Biological process (GO): translational elongation
Cellular component (GO): cytosol; eukaryotic translation elongation factor 1 complex
Molecular function (GO): guanyl-nucleotide exchange factor activity; translation elongation factor activity
Source: RefSeq, a predicted model, not a curated record
CCCCCUUCCUUCUACCCACGUCUGUGGUCAAUUAAGUAGGGUGCCAGCGGGAGACCCAACAUAUUACUUUUCAAUUAAUAAAGCACAAUGGUUGUAGGAGAUCUGAAAACGACAGACGGUGUGAAAUCCCUGGACGCAUACCUUGCAGACAGAAGCUAUGUCGACGGGUUUCAACCAACACAGGCAGAUGUGUGCGUAUUCGAAACGUUAGGAAAGCCUCCAUCAGCUGAUACACCUCAUGCAUUGCGUUGGUACAAUCAUAUUAAAUCAUAUGGAGCUGACAGCAAGAAAUUUCCAGGUGAAAAGAAACCACCGGCGGCUUUUGCUGGAGCAGUAACGAAUGGCAGUGCGCCAUCCGGAGACAAAAAAGACGAUGACGACGACGUGGAUCUGUUCGGCUCAGACGAUGAGGAGGAUGCUGAGGCAGAAAAGAUUAGGGAAGAAAGGUUAAAGGCCUAUGCAGAAAAGAAAGCAAAGAAGCCAGCACUUAUUGCAAAAUCAAGUAUUGUUCUUGAUGUGAAACCAUGGGAUGAUGAAACUGAUAUGAAAGAAAUGGAAAACAAAGUUAGAAGUAUUACAAUGGAUGGUCUUGUAUGGGGUGCAUCCAAACUGGUUCCUGUUGGUUAUGGAAUUAACAAGCUGCAGAUCAUGUGUGUUGUCGAAGAUGAAAAAGUUUCUGUGGAUUUGCUUGUGGAAGAGAUACAGAAUUUUGAAGACCAUGUGCAAUCUGUAGAUAUUGCAGCAUUUAAUAAAAUUUAAUUUUGGUAUUAAUAAGAUUAUUUUUGUGUAAAAAAAAAAUAAAAUUUGAAAACGAA